This is a messenger RNA of Nakaseomyces glabratus, 1401 nucleotides long. RefSeq names its product transcription factor TFIIE subunit TFA1 (gene TFA1). The record is from RefSeq and is a predicted model, not a curated record. Gene Ontology annotation, biological process: transcription initiation at RNA polymerase II promoter; transcription open complex formation at RNA polymerase II promoter. Lineage: Eukaryota; Fungi; Ascomycota; Saccharomycetes; Saccharomycetales; Saccharomycetaceae. Gene Ontology annotation, cellular component: transcription factor TFIIE complex.
AUGGACGUUCCUAUCGAUGAGAUUGUUAAAAACCUGCUGAAGUUUGUGGUGAGAGGCUUUUAUGGGGGGUCUUAUGUGCUCGUUCUAGAUGCAAUCAUAUACCAUUCAGUGCUAGUUGAAGAGGAUUUGAAACAGUUGUUGAGUAUCAAUAAGACAGAGCUUGGACCUCUGAUUGCAAGGCUGCGGUCGGACAGGCUAGUCUCCACACAUAAGCAAAGGGAAUAUCCUCCUAAUUCCAAGAGUGUAGAGAGAUGUUACUACUACAUCAAGUAUCCACAUGCAGUGGACUCCAUCAAGUGGAAAGUUCAUCAGUUAGUGCAAAGGAUGAAGGAGGACCUCGAUAAAAACUCUGAACCCAAUGGAUACAUGUGCCCUAUAUGUUUGACUAAAUAUACACAACUGGAAGCCAUUCAGUUGUUGAACUAUGAAAGAACAGAAUUUUUAUGUUCUUUAUGUGACGAGCCAUUGAUUGAAGACGACUCUGGUAAGAAGAACAAAGAGAAACAGGACAAACUAAAUAGGCUGAUGGACCAAAUUCAACCGAUUAUUGAUUACUUGAAAAAGAUUGACGAUUCUAGAAUAGAAGAAAACACAUUUGAACUAGCACUGGCGAGAUUGAUCCCACCUCAGAAUCAACUUAACGCAGCAUACACAUUCAACCCCAAGAAGGGUUCUACCAUGUUCAAGCCAGGUGAAACCACUUUGGAUGCAAACUCUAUUAUGGGUAACUCACUUGGUAAUGACAGUAGUAGGCGUGCAGGUGCUAACUCACAAGCUACUCUUCAUGUUAAUAUCACUACUGCAAAUGAUGAAAUUGUACAAAGACAAUUACAAGAACGUCAAGCAGAAGAGAAGAGAAAGCAAAAUGCUGUUCCUGAAUGGCAUCAACAGAGUACCAUUGGUAAGACAGCACUAGGUAGAUUAGACUCCGAUGAAGAAUUUGAUCCCCAGACUACUCAGCAGGCAUUACAAUCUACCAUGGGUGGCGGUUCAGAUGUUGUAGAUGAAGAAUCUACAUAUGGCUACAACAAUAAUCUAACAGCAAACCAAAGAGAGGAGAAGGAAAAUGAAAGAACAUUGAACGAAUACUACGCUGCUUUAGCUAGAAAGCAGGCAAAGGCUAAAAAAGAAGAAGAGGAAGAGGAAGAGGAAGAAAUGGAGGAUGUUAAUGAUGAUAACGUGGACGGGAAUGAUGAUGAUGAAGAUGGUUUCGAAGAUGUGGUAACAGGCAACAACGGCACAACUCAGAAUCAAUCUGAAGAUAGCGAGGAUAACGAAGACAUCGCGGCCUUUGAAGAUGAAUUCGAAGAUGUAAUGGAUGAAUCGGACGAGAAAAAGAUCUCUAACGGCGAAGAUAAAAACAAGGAUGAUGAUAUGGAUAUAGAGUUUGAAGAUGUUUAA